UGCGUCCUCCGCUUCUUGGAUAUGCCUUGAUAAUUUUUGUUCACUCGCAUAUACACUCUAUCCGUCUCUGUCUGUACCAUAUCAUUGAAUGAACGACCGGUCAUGGAGGCUUGGUUCGUCGCCAUCGUUUCCCUCCUUCUCUGUCUUCUCCUCAGAGCUUUCUUCAACCUUCUCUUCCCCUCUCGCUCCCCUCCUCUUCCUCCUGGCCCUCCCCGUCUUCCCAUCAUCGGUUCUUCGAUUCUUCUCCGCAAAUCAUUCUCCGAGCUCGAACCUCUUCUCCUAAACCUUCGUGCCAAGUACGGACCCAUCUUCACUCUCCCCCUCGGCUUUCGUCCUCCUAUAUUCAUCGCCGAUCGUUCUCUCGCCCACCAGGCCCUCGUUCAAAACGGCGCCGUCUUCUCUAGCCGCCCCAAGUCCCUUCCCUCCGCUAGGGUCAUCAACUGCAACCAACAUACCAUCAACUCUGCUCCCUACGGCCCAACAUGGCGUGUGCUUCGUCGCAACCUCACUUCCGAGAUGCUUCACCCGACCCGGAUCAAAGCCUUCUCGGGUACCCGAAAAUGGGUUCUGGACGAGCUCCUCAAUCGCCUCAGGUCUGAUUCGGAAUCAAGCAAGUCCAUUAAGGUGAUUGAUCAUCUCCACUACGCUAUGUUCUGCUUGCUGGUAUUCAUGUGCUUCGGUGAGAGGGUAGGCGACAAGCAAAUCAAAGAUAUCGAAUAUGUUGAGCGUCGUUUACUUACGAGCUUCACAAGAUUCAAUAUGCUAAAUUUCUGGCCCAGUGUUACCCGAAUCUUGUUCCACAAGCGUUGGGAGGAAUUGUUCCAAAUUCUCACGGAACGAAAAGAUGUGUUGAUUCCGCUAAUAAGAGCGAGAAAGAAAGCCAAGGAAGAGAAGAUGAGCAGAACUGAUGGGGAGGACAAUAACAACAGAGAUGAAGUUACAGUAUCAUACGUGGAUACAUUGUUGGAUUUGCAGUUGCCAGAGGAGAAGCGCAAGCUUGAAGAAGGUGAACUCGUUUCUCUGUGUUCUGAGUUUCUCAAUGCAGGGACGGACACGACGGCGACGGCUUUGCAGUGGAUUAUGGCAAACCUGGUGAAGUAUCCACAUAUGCAACAAAGGCUUGUAGAGGAAAUAAGAGACGUGGUGGGUGAGAGGGAGGACAAGGAAGUGAAAGAGGAAGACUUGAUGAGAUUGCCAUAUCUGAAGGCUGUGAUUUUGGAAGGAUUAAGGCGUCAUCCACCUGGACAUUUUCUGCUACCUCACGCAGUGACAGAGGAUGUGGUUUUGAAUGGUUACUUAGUGCCUAAGAAUGGGAGUGUAAAUGUCAUGGUGGCGGAGAUGGGAUGGGAUCCAAAAGAGUGGGAAAAUCCAAUGGAAUUCAAGCCAGAGAGGUUCCUGAACAGUGAAAAAGAUGGAGGUGAAGUAUUCGAUAUUACGGGAAGGAAAGAGAUAAAGAUGAUGCCUUUUGGGGUAGGAAGAAGGAUAUGUCCUGGUUAUAAUUUGGCACUGCUUCAUUUGGAGUACUUUGUAGCUAAUCUAGUUUGGAAUUUUGAGUGGAAGCCAGCAGCUGCAAAUGGUGAUGUUGAUCUAUCAGAGAAACAUGUAUUCACCAUUGUAAUGAAAAAUCCAUUGCAAGUUCAUAUAUCUCCGAGGAUUUAACCCUAUCGAGUGGAAUUUUCAUGUCUCUUGAGGAAUAUGGUUUCCCCUGCUUUCUAGGGUCCUAUGAUUAAUAUUAAUGCAUCUGAACAUGUGGCAUGAAUACUGUCAAUAGAUCUCAAAUUGUGGUUGAUUAGGUGACCUUAGUUUUUGGAUUCAAACAUUGUAUUAGGGUCUCUAUUUUUCACACAACAUACUUGCAGAUGUGUGCUUGAAUUUCUCUCCCGAUAUAAAUGGAGUAUAAUAGUAUAUUAUCGGAGAUAAACAUGAGAACAAAAUUUCUAGUUUAAUUCGCUGUUGCUCUUUAUGUAUUAAUAUACAGAAAAGGAAUCGUGGUUUACUUCGAGGAA
Messenger RNA from Prosopis cineraria, 2006 nucleotides. RefSeq names its product cytochrome P450 89A2-like. The coding region runs from base 103 to 1659 and encodes 518 amino acids. The record is from RefSeq and is a predicted model, not a curated record. Gene Ontology annotation, molecular function: heme binding; iron ion binding; oxidoreductase activity, acting on paired donors, with incorporation or reduction of molecular oxygen, NAD(P)H as one donor, and incorporation of one atom of oxygen. Gene Ontology annotation, cellular component: membrane. Lineage: Eukaryota; Viridiplantae; Streptophyta; Magnoliopsida; Fabales; Fabaceae. The transcript has a single exon.